UCCUCCGCAGCCCCCCCGGGGGAUAAAUGCCGCUUGACCUUGUGCCGGUCAGUCCCAGGGUCAGAGCCCGAAUGCGGAUGCCCAGCAAGUCUCAGCCUUAAAGCCACGAGGGGCUGUUGCUAUGGGAAUGGAGAGGGGCUCGCAGGCAGCAUCUGGAGCCUGUGCCUUUCCCGGUCCGAGGCAGCUGGAUUCGGAGGGAAGCAAAACUAAAAGGAGGUGGCAGAGAGAGACAGAGGCACAGCAAAAUGCAUGCAUGUUAGAGGAGGGACCUUCCCAGAAUGAGAGUACAGUGGGAUACAGAAGAGCGGGGACACCAAGCUGCCAGGCAGCGGUGGCUCGGCCGGGCAGGAUAGACCCGAUUUUCCGCCCUGAUUGACACUGGAAACAAGUCCGGUGAGAGCCCAGCUGUAGCAAGAUGGGAUCUGCCUCCUCCACUUACCGGCCCAAAUGUAUUUAUUUGGACAUUGACGGAAGAAUUCAAAAGGUGAUCUUCAGUAAAUACUGCAAUUCCAAAGAUAUUAUGGACCUUUGCUGCAUUGCAACAGGCUUACCGAGGAACACGACCAUCUCCCUUCUGACAGCAGACAACUGCAUGGUGUCCAUUGAUCCCACGAUGCCUGCAAACACAGAGAGGUCUCCAUACAAAGUGAUACCAGUUAUGACUGAGCAGCUCUCAGAGAAAGAAGAAUUGUUCCAGAAUUUAUUGGGACAGAUUGCUGAGCAGUUCUCGAGGGUUUUUAAAAUCAAUGAACUGAAAACGGAAGUAGCUAAUCACUUGGCAAUGCUGGAGAAAAAGGUUGAAUUGGAAGGCCUGAAAGUGGUGGAGAUUGAGAAAUGCAAGCGUGACAUUAAAAAGAUGAGGGAGGAAAUGGCAGCGAGAAGCAGCAGGACUAACUGUCCCUGCAAGUACAGCUUUUUGGAUGAAAACAAGAGGCCAGCUCCCCGGCGGGAUGUACCAGCCUACCCAAAGUACAUGCUGUCCCAGGAGACCAUCGAGGCUCUGCGGAAACCAACUUUUGACGUCUGGCUGUGGGAGCCCAACGAGAUGCUGAGCUGUUUGGAGCACAUGUACCACGACCUUGGGCUGGUGAAAGACUUCAACAUCAAUCCUAUCACCCUGAAGAGGUGGUUGCUGUGUAUCCACGACAAUUACAGGAACAACCCCUUCCACAAUUUCCGGCACUGCUUCUGCGUCACCCAGAUGAUGUACAGCAUGAUCUCGCUCUGCAGCCUCCAGGAGAAAUUUUCCCAAAUUGACAUUUUGAUUCUCAUGACUGCAGCAGUGUGCCAUGACUUGGACCAUCCAGGCUAUAACAAUACCUACCAGAUCAACGCGCGGACGGAGCUGGCCGUGCGCUACAACGACAUCUCCCCGCUGGAGAACCACCACUGCGCCGUGGCCUUCCAGAUCAUCUCCCAGCCUGAAUUCAACAUCUUCUCCAACGUGGACCAGGACCAGUUCAAGCAGAUAAGACAGGGGAUAAUUACGUUAAUCCUGGCUACAGACAUGGCGAGACAUGCAGAAAUACUGGACUCUUUCAAGGAAAAAAUGGAAAACUUUGAUUACACAAAUGAAGAACACAUGACCUGUCUGAAGAUGGUACUGAUAAAAUGCUGUGACAUCUCCAACGAAGUCCGCCCGAUGGAGGUAGCAGAGCCCUGGGUAGAUUGCUUGCUGGAGGAGUAUUUUAUGCAGAGCGACCGAGAAAAAUCCGAGGGGCUGCCGGUGGCGCCGUUCAUGGACCGCGACAAAGUGACCAAACCCACGGCACAGAUUGGGUUCCUCAAGUUUGUCCUCAUCCCCAUGUUCGAAACAGUGACAAAGCUGUUCCCAGAAGUGGAGGAGGUGAUGCUCCAGCCUCUGUGGGAAUCCAGGGACCACUACGAGGGGUUAAAACAAAUAGAUGAUGCCAUGAAAGAGCUGCAGAAACAGAAAAGUGAAGGUUUGACCCCUGGCAGCACCGAAAAGUGAGAGGAAACAGCCUUUGAACAAAUAAACCACGAGCCUUGAGGCUACUCUGGUUUGAGAAAUGCUGUGUUGGCCAAGCAGAGGUGGUGGCUACGUCAAAACCCAAGUGGGACCAUGCAGGGAGAGAUGGAUCCACAGCCUGCAGCCUCCCACAGAGCUGCUGCUGCCGCCGGACACCGCGCGAUCCCCAGACUCUGGCAUUCCCUGCACAGCCUCCUGCCAGCAUUGCCCAGGAUCCUGAAUUCCCUGCACAGCCUCCUGGAAGGAUUGCCCAGGAUCCUGAACUCUCACCACAGCCUCCUGGCAGGAUUGCCCAGGAUCCUGAACUCUCACCACAGCCUCCUGGCAGGAUUGCCCAGGCUCCUGAACUCUCACCACAGCCUCCUGGCAGGAUUGCCCAGGAUCCUGAACUCUCACCACAGCCUCCUGGCAGGAUUGCCCAGGCUCCAGCAUUCCCUCCACAGCCUCCUGGCAGGAUUCUCCCUGUGCACAGCUCCACCCUUCAGCAGAUCUGCCUUUCUGCCUGCAGUCUGUAGAGACAAAUCAGAGUUUAGCUAAGGAGCCUUUUCUGGGACAUGGUCCCCUGGCACCAGGGGCUGUUUUAGUCAAGACACUCUCUGUACAGCAGUAUGCUAAUUGCAGCAUAGCUCACCAGAUGCUUGUGCACUGACAAGGGUCCAGGCAUACAUUUUUGUUUGCCUGGUAGGCCCCAAUGACACAUUUCUCCUCAUUAUUCUCUGAAUUUUAUAGUGUUCACAGUACAUUCAGAAGCCCAGCAUAGUGGAUUCAAUUUUCUUUUUUUUUUCCUACACUAGAAGAAAUCAGAAGAAACUGUAGUGAGUUUGCUGGGUUGCUUUGUGGCCUGGUACAGCUGGAUACCAUGGGAUCCUUCAGCACGAGCAAAGAAUGGAGCACAAAGCUGAAAAAACCACGGUGCAAACUCAUUUUUAUCCUUGUUAAUGCAAAAAAAACCCCAACAAGAGACACCUUCAAAGAUGUACAGAUUUUUUUUUUUUACCUUUUAAACCAAUCUGCUAAAUAAUAUAUUCUUCUACAGAAA
This is a messenger RNA of Passer domesticus (house sparrow), 3029 nucleotides long. RefSeq names its product phosphodiesterase 9A (gene PDE9A). Lineage: Eukaryota; Metazoa; Chordata; Aves; Passeriformes; Passeridae. The coding region runs from base 416 to 1972 and encodes 518 amino acids. The record is from RefSeq and is a predicted model, not a curated record. Gene Ontology annotation, biological process: signal transduction; cGMP catabolic process. The transcript is spliced from 18 exons. Gene Ontology annotation, molecular function: 3',5'-cyclic-GMP phosphodiesterase activity.